Messenger RNA from Rhizophagus irregularis DAOM 181602=DAOM 197198, 727 nucleotides. The record is from RefSeq and is a predicted model, not a curated record. NCBI's taxonomy places the organism in Eukaryota, Fungi, Glomeromycota, Glomeromycetes, Glomerales, Glomeraceae.
AACAUUGAAGAAAGUCAGCAACCGAAUAAUUGCUAAUUAUUAAUCAAGUUUAAUUAAUUAUAUUUUUUAUAGUAGAUCACGAACCUUUCAGCACCAUAUUUUGGGGGAAAAAUUAGGCGAUCAAAAAUCAAAAUCAAUGAUCACAUGUUUGGAUUGAUUAAUGGAUUUUGCAAUCAAAAAAAAAAAAUCCGAACGAUCAACAUGGCUUUACUUUUCAAACGAACAUUUCCAUUUUCACGACUUCAGGAGUCCAAGAAUGAAGUCGUUGAAACAGCACCGGAAAAAUCUCGAAUAAUAACUGCCGAUAUUAUUUCAGGAGCACCAAAGGAACUUCGGUAUAGAACAGUUAGAAUUUACAAACCUACUAGAACGGCAAUGCAAUCGGGAGAACAUAAUACUAAACAUUGGAGGUUAGAUUUUGAUAUUUUGGAAGGAGGCGGCAGAUGGGAAAAUCCUCUUAUAGGUUGGGCUAGCAGUUCAGAUUAUAUGCAAGCACUACGACUUAAAUUCAAGUCCAAGGAAGAUGCAAUUUAUUUCGCUGAAAAACAAGGGUGGGAUUAUUAUGUUCAAGAUCAUAUAGAACCAAAAUUUCGUAAAAAAGUUUAUGCUGAUAAUUUCAAAUAUUCACCAGGAAAAUUAAGAAUUAUUAAAACAAAAUAAAAGAAUAUGUUUAUUCAUUCAAGUUGUCUAAAAGUUAAACUUAUUCUCCCUUCUUUGACUAAUUUUU